AAUUUCAACGCUGCAUUGACAGUUGAAUCAAGACAUUUCCCGGCGUUUCGAACGAUAGAAGCGGAUGGCAGGAGUCGUUCCGAUGUCCGGAAGAUCUGGAAGAAAGCAGUGGACCCUCCACGAUGGCCCACGAGGUUCUCUUCGAAGAUUACGCUCCCAGUUGGCAGAGGAUGGAUGUCCAGAGUCCCAAGUUGUUCUCGCUAAGCAACUCUUGGAGGAACGCUGCGAACUGGAUGUCGACAAAGAGGAGAAUGCAAAAUUGGGAGUUUAUUGGCUCACCAAAGCUUCAGAACAGGGAAACUUGGAAGCGACCGAUAUUCUGAGGAAAUGUUUAGCCACAGGCAAGGGAAUCACAGAGCACAAUUAUUACGAUGUUAAGAGUUGCCUGGACAUGUCACAGGAUGAAAAACUCGCCAGAAGGGCAGCUAGGGAAAUGUUUACGAGUUUAUCCAAUGGCGAGGAAUUCAUCACUACAGAACAACUGCAAAGGAGAAUGCGAGACGUAGCCUUUCCCUCAACAAACAGAGCAAGCUGUUCUAGUUCCAAUGAAUCAUCGUUCAUCAAUGUACAAAAAUCACUGGGAGACAGCUUUGGCGAUUCGUCUCCAAGGGAUGAAUUUCCGGACGAUCCUUUGCCGGUCAAAGAAGGAGAAAGAUCCUCAGAUUCGAUGCCAGGUACCUAUUGGUCCGAGCAUCAAGGAGAGAAGCUAACUGAAGCAGCGUUGGUCUCAGCCGCUGCAAGUUAUGCUCGCGGAUCGCUUCCAAUCGUUUCUCGAGUCAUAUGUUUGGUCGAACCUUCGCAAAUAGCUUUAGACACGAUUCCGCUGCUGCAAAGACCUCUGUUGCAUCCAUUGGCUUCGCUUAAGAGGCUUUACAUAUGGCUAGUUCAGUUGCUCGGCCGCAGAGGAACUCCAAUAUUCAAAAAGAUAUUCUUCACUUCCAACAUUCACACGCUGUUGUUACUUCUGCUUUAUUCCUUGUUUGGUACCGAAAGCUUGAUACUUUUUAUACCCAUGACACUGUACUAUUUGUCAUUUGUCGUUAUGGUCGUAGCGACGUUUCAAAUGUUGCAAACAAAACGAGAGUUGACCGAUUUCCGAAUCUGGUCGGGUUUGUUUCUCAGUUACUCGGGAGGCAACUUGAAUCCGGAAGAAGCAGAGUAUCAGUACUGCCGCAACAAUUUGAAACCCUACGGUCACUUCUUCCUAGCACUGCUGACAAAUCUCAUGAUUUAUCCCAUCAUAGCCCAGCAAUGGACACCGCAGUCGGAAUUCACCAUUAUAGCAUUUGUACUGACGCUAACAACGCUCUUGAACUUCAUGUGGAAAGAUAGUUCAAGGUUUCCGGACUUCCUGGCGCUCUUCAGCUUUGCUGUACACGUCCUGGCUAAAUAUCCAUAUGAAACUGACAUGGUCGUUGCUCAAGGUUGGAGAUUCAUUGACAUACGAGUACCGACUUUCGCGUCAUAUGUCGUGGGAAAUGGCAUCGAAUUUUGCCUGAACUUUCGUGCUGUGUUUUAUCUCUUGAUUCCUGCUGUGUUUGCCAAAAUGGCAGCCAGGGACAGCUGGCGUGGUACAUACAAAACACUUAUUCCUCACUGCGUCACACUCAGCUGGUGGCAAAUCGCCAUACUCAGUUCCCAAGGUGCAACUUGGUACGGUUUGAUCAGAGGAGCUCUGGCGAUAGUCGGGAUGGUUCUCUUUCUUCCUAUCGCAGGAAUCGCGUCGAUUGCUCUGCCAAUCAUUGCGGCAGCGAAGUAUCUACCGGAAAGUGAUCUUCUGCUGAGAGCAGGGAUCACCGCCGUUCUAGGAAUACUGCCAUUUCUAAUAUCGUGGUAUGUCAAGAAAACACGAAGUCAGCGAUACAACAAAAUCAUGACUGUUACACAGAUCACAAUGGGAAUCGCCGCUGGACUAUGGCUUGGUUGGUCAAUUCUUGCGGGUAACAAACGUGAGCUGGAAUCAGCCAUGUACGAAGCGAUGCCGACAUUGUCAUGGGAACAGUAUCAGAACUAUUGUCACCAGCCAGCUUGGGAAGAGACGUCGUCGCUGGCACAGGUACAAGUGAAAUGUGCACAUUUGGAAGGUGUCUCUGUGUCGUGGGAGGGAUAUGUGACAAAAGUAAAACUCAGAUCUAUAAAAAACGAUCUUGGAAAAGUAUUCAACAAGUUACCAGAUGCGAUAAGAAUACCCUUAACUUGUUCUUAUGGAGAAGCUUACGAAGAUAAUUGUACCUCGGGUGACGAGUUGAGGAAACAAAACUGCAGGACUAUGUUAAAUAUUCAGAAAAGACGAAACAAAUGUCACUUGUCCGCAUGGAAUAAAUAUGAAUUUGAGAUCUCAGUAAAAAUAAAAAGCGGUAUUUGGGGCAGCAAUGGCGAGCUAAUUCUGAUUGCCGAUCAUUCCUUCACUAACUUUAGCCUGAACAUUUACUCCGGUGAUAAAAUAUGGUUUGUUGGUAAGCUGACCAACACUGAAUUUGAGGGUGAAUCUUUGCUUGGUGGAAACCGGCCCCAUUUACAAUUGGAAGAAGUUGGCUGUCAUGUUUGUCACACGACAAAGUUAAAAUCGUUUAGACGAUACAGAUAUCAGGUAACAUUUACAUCUGUAAUGAAAGACAUUUAUCUUGGUGUUAAAUCCGUGCUGAAUUUCUUAUUGAAUCCGUUGGUCAUUUUUAAGUAAAAGAUAUAAUGACAAAAAAUCAAACACAUAAAAAAUGGCACCUCGCUCUAGUCUCUGUUCAACUCGUCAAUCAUUGAAUUCGUGCAGUCUCAUUAUAUUACAAAAGCUGUAAGAUGGUGCUAUAAAUUUUCAAAAAGGAAUAAAAUUUAGCAUACUAUCAAGUACAAAAAUAAGUAAAUAUACAUGACCUUGUUUGCCAGAAUGGAUAAAAAUAUGAAAGAUAAGAGAUAGAAAUGCUACAAUGAUAAUAGUUCAACAAUUGGAGGAACCAUCUUUUCACAUUCGUGAUUACAUACUCAUGUUAGUUAGUGCUAUUGUCUUCGAUUUACGGGCCAGUAACUUCGGGAUUGAAAUUAAUCACUUCCCUAUUCCUCGCAUGGACCAAAUACUGUUGUUGUUAAUUCUAAAACAAACGACCAUGACGAAUUACGAUGAGAGAACAAUGUACCUAUAGUUUUCGGCAAUGAAUGUAUGUAUGUAUCUACACAUACGCAUUAAAAGUAAUGUUUACAUUAAAUCACCCUUAUAUUUACAAAUGUCCGGUAAAUAUAGUCAUUGCCAAAUUUACAAUAGCUUUGAGAUAAAAUUUAUCAUACUAACAAGGAACAUCGGUUUGAUGGCCCUCUUCAAUUUUUUCACAACUCAUCUAUGUUGUAGGAAAUUGAAAAUUAAAAGUCAGGUCUUUUUUUUUAUUGGUGGCAAAAUGGCACCGAAUGGGUUGGUUUCUCAGUUUCGGAUAGAACAGUUUGAUGUAGUUGAAUGAAGUCAACGCUGCAAUCUUUCAUUCAUCAAUAGAAACAUUUCAGUGUUGGUUUCAUUCAAAUACAUCAAGCGAAUCAAGAAUCAUCCCGUUAGGCCCCCUUCUUUGGGGGUCUUUAUCAUCCCUUUAAACCGUUUUUGCACCAAUGAAAAAAAAUAUGUCUCAUUUAAUUUUCACCGUUCUAUAACAUGCAUGAAUUACAACGAAUUUGAACGGGGACACCAAACUGGUGGUCCUUGUAAAUGUUAAACACUAAGUUUUCUUAGGGGCAUGAAUAAACGUAAUUAUACAUAGAAUCGCUAUCUAAAAUAUAAGAGAUAAAAUCAUCCAUUCAUGACUAGCAUACCAAUGUUUUUUCUUUUUCUAUUCGUAUCUGUUUUUUUCCAUUUCAAAAUUGUACCAAGUAUCGCGUUACUAGCUUUAAUGCGUAUUAUCAAAAAUUCUACACAAGCUUAGUGUGGUCGCGUUUUAACGAAUACUCGGUACCACAAAAAGGUUCAAAAAAUAUAUUUAUACAGAUUGAAAAAUACAAAAAAAAUAUGUAUACACACUAUAUUAUGUAUGUAUAAAUAUAGAUAUAAUCGUAUGUUACCAUAGGAACCUUAUAUUUCUUAGAUGUAGAUUAAAGAAAGAAUAUUGUGAUUAGAUCG
Molecule: messenger RNA, 4090 nt
Organism: Diprion similis
Lineage: Eukaryota; Metazoa; Arthropoda; Insecta; Hymenoptera; Diprionidae
Gene: wfs1
Product: wolframin
Exons: 6
Coding region: 65-2680 (871 amino acids)
Biological process (GO): endoplasmic reticulum unfolded protein response; calcium ion homeostasis
Cellular component (GO): endoplasmic reticulum membrane
Molecular function (GO): protein binding
Source: RefSeq, a predicted model, not a curated record